GUCCAGUCCACUCGAAAGUCUCCUCAAAUUUUUGAAAUUUGUUUGUAGCCCCCUCUCAAAAAAACUCAUACUGAACACUUAUAACGCAGAGUUGCUCGUAUUUCGAUUACGCGCGCAUAUUAGUCGAAAAAAGUAAAAAGUAAAAGAUUAAGUGACAGAACUUUCAACUGCAACUGAGCACGGCCAUUCUAAACGCCCACACGCCCACGCCCACCCAUUAGAAACUGACGCCCGCCCACUUGACAUGCCGAAGUCACAAGUGUCGUCGUCGUCGUUGUCGUUGUCGUCGUGGUCGUCAUCGUCAACAUCGUCGCUAUCGUCUCUGCUCUCGGUUGUUAGUUGUGCUAACUGUACCUGUUGAUUUACCCUUUUUGUUGUUGUUGUUAUUGUUGUUACUCGUGUUGUUGCCCCAAAACGCUGUCAACGCCUAUAUAAACAAAUGCUCACAACGGAUUUGCGUUUAUUCUGCAGUGUCACACCUAACGGUUAAGAAUUAGUCAAGCGAAUACCUCAUAGACCCAAUUAAUGAACAUUACUUUGUGAAAAUUCUGAAAACAAUUCAAAUUAUUGUGCGUGAAUAAAGACAAGUCAAUUGCAUAGUUUCAAAAUUGCAAAUAAAUAACACUAAAUUCGUGUUUUGUGUCACCUAAAUAAUCUUUCUGAAAGUUGGCAACUUGAUGUUGAUGAUGAUGAAGAAUUUGGCGUCACGUUCAACAACAUGUGGAGGCAGCUCUAUCGGCCAUCAGCUGACCAUUUCCAUUGUGCUGCUGUCAAUUGCGCUUUUGUCGCCCGGACAUGCACUGCCACGCCCCACAGUGGGCGCAGUGCCAACGCAGUUGUUCUACAACGAGCUGCUCAACUCUGGGCCAGCUAACGAGGACAACUUGUUCUAUGGCGAGCAAUUGCAGCAACAGCAGCAACAACAGCAGCGACAACAGCACAAACAAUUGCCGUCGUUCAAUAGUUUUGUCAACAAGUGGCCAUCGUUGCGCGAUUUGCUGCUAACUGCAGACUAUGAGGAUGACGUUCUUCUGCCCACCAAUAACAACAACAACAAUCUGGAGGAGAGCAAUGAACGUGCUCAGCUGGGUUCGAGGCUGGUGGCACGUCUGCACAGAUUGAGCGAAUCGGGCGAUGGCGAUGAUCAGUUGCGUUACAAUGUGAUCGAUGACAUGGCUGCCAUGCCCGCCAAGAAGCAGAGCGAGAAUGUCAAGCUGGGCAUUCAAGCCAAGCAGCACAACAUCAAGAAGAAUGUGCAAUUUCGUAGACAAUAUAUGUCGCCGUGCCACUUUAAGAUCUGCAACAUGGGACGCAAACGCAAUGCCGGCUCCUUUGUGCCCUACUAAAAACAUAACUGAAAAUAUAUAGCCAAAAAAAAAAGAAGAAGAAAACACACACAAAAAAAUAAGAGAAAAAACAAAGGCCAAAAGUAAAAUAAAUGCAUAAAUAUUUACAAGGAACAGAAAUGCUGAAAUUCCAGAAUUGUUAAUUAUACGCAAGCCAAGUAUUGUUUAUUGUUUAGAAAGAUACC
Molecule: messenger RNA, 1531 nt
Organism: Drosophila albomicans
Lineage: Eukaryota; Metazoa; Arthropoda; Insecta; Diptera; Drosophilidae
Exons: 5
Coding region: 678-1346 (222 amino acids)
Source: RefSeq, a predicted model, not a curated record